This is a messenger RNA of Chaetomium strumarium, 2743 nucleotides long. RefSeq lists its product as uncharacterized. Bases 241 to 2625 code for a protein of 794 amino acids. The record is from RefSeq and is a predicted model, not a curated record. NCBI's taxonomy places the organism in Eukaryota, Fungi, Ascomycota, Sordariomycetes, Sordariales, Chaetomiaceae. The transcript has 3 exons.
AAGGCGCUCUUGCCGGAAUUCGGAGCCACAACAAGAAGACAGUCCGAGGAAACCGGCCCCGUGUCCACUUACACGCAUUUUCGCUCCCGUCCCUCGAAUUCGAGCCGUCCUAGCCGGAACGAAGGCCGCAAGUUCAGACAGAGCCUGCCUGGAAUGCGCAUGUGCGAAGCCUGAGGUUGUGGUUGUGGCUUUCUUGCAUUCUCACAAGAGUGCGCGAGCUGCAAACUUGGCGUUGUGCACAUGGCCGGCCUAGGCUACCACGACACCCGGGACAACUACAACAUGACAUAUCCAGAGCCCCCCCAAUACGCCCAGACCAUGGACCUCGGGCUGUCGCCAGAGCCAUACAGCACCUAUCCGCGGUCUGCACACGACUACCCAACGACGAUGGGGUACGAGAGCGGUGCUGUCUACGCCGAGGCGCCGCCUUACAUGUACAACAGCGGGAGGGUAUCACCGGGCAUGUACCCGGACGACGGCGAUGCAGCGUGCGGCCCAGCGUCGGACCUGAGCAACGCGAGCGCCUCGUCGUCCACCAUGGGCUCACCGCUCUCAAGCCACGGGCAGACGGCGCCAAUUCCCGAGUGGGCCGCGGCGCCCCACGGGCUCGGCCUAACGCCGGGCAUCGUCGAGCCGAGCGACUAUUUCCCGGGCGAGUACUCGUUCGCGCCGGGCGGCAUCGACGUCUUCCACCACAACGCGCCCUACGACUUCCCAGCAGCCAGCAAAGCGCCGGGUUUUGUCGGUGAGUUGUCACAGAUCCCUAGGUCUUCCCAUCUCUCUCCGCAUUCGCCCCGCGGCAGCGGACACGCCCGCCAUGGCUCCCUUUCUUCUUCCGCUUCGUGCGAUUCUGGAUCCACCGCUGUACCCCCCAAGCAUCCGAGUCCCGGUCUGGCCCUCGACACGCGCCUGGCGCAGCAGGUCUCAGUAGUGACUGCAUCAUCCCUGGUGGCACCGGCCUCCGCGUCGGCCUCCUCCUCGAUGGUUUCGGGUCCGCUCUUGACGCCGCCCACCACUUGCUCUUCCUUUCCUUCUUCUGCUACCCGCGCAGUUUGGAGCAGCCCUCCCAGCUCCCGCCUGGCCACUCGUUUCUUUUCUCAGUCUAGCGGGCACUUCGUUCCUCCUCUUGAGACUUGUUGGUUUCCUCUGUCGCAACAAGGCGAAACUUCUGUGUCGCGUGACCGGGAUGCUAACAUGGUUGCUGCCUGCGCAGACCCCUCCUUAAUACACCCGGAUGUGCGACCAUUGGCCAUGCCGUAUGACCACCCUUCGUACCCGGCACCGCCCAACUCGGCGUACCCGGCCUCGCCCGCGCUCUCCGUCUCGGCCUCGCCGCAGCUCCGGCCCGGCAGCACGUCCCCCUUCAUGCACGGUGGGAAUUACCAGCCCUACUCGCCGUUCCAGCCACCAGCCGACUCCCAGCGGCGGGGGAGUCUCCACUCGUACCAGUCAAACUACUCGGGUGAGCAACCCUACAGCGGCGAUGAGUCGCGGGAGAAGCAGCGCUGCCCGCACCCGGACUGCGGGAAGGCCUUCAAGGACCUCAAGGCGCAUAUGCUCACCCACCAGACGGAACGGCCCGAGAAAUGCCCUAUAACCACGUGCGAAUACCAUGUCAAGGGCUUUGCGAGAAAAUACGACAAGAACCGCCAUACCCUCACCCAUUACAAAGGGACGAUGGUGUGUGGGUUCUGUCCGGGUUCGGGCUCGGCGGCAGAAAAGUCGUUCAACAGGGCCGACGUGUUCAAGCGGCACUUGACCGCAGUGCACGGCGUCGAGCAGACACCGCCCAACAGUCGCAAGAAGGCGGCAGGAACGAGCAGCAGCACCAGCGGCAGCGCGAAGCUCACCGGCUACGCGCCCGACGCGACGGGCAAGUGCUCGACAUGUUCGCAGACCUUCAGCAACGCCCAGGACUUCUACGAGCAUCUCGAUGACUGCGUGCUGCGGAUCGUGCAGCAGGAGGAUCCGGCCGAGGCGAUCAACGCCCAGCGGCUGGCCGAAGUCGAGAAUGACCGGGACGUGCACAACACGCUCGAGAAAAACAACCUGCCCACUACCACCAUGACGUCGACCGCCGAGGACGCGGAUGACGAAGACGACGUCAUGGAGGACGACGAGGCGGAUGAGGAUUCGAAGGGCGGCCGGGGCGGCGGCAAGGGGUCGCUCGCAUCGCCGACAAGGAAGACAAAUAAGGGCAGCUCGCUGAACGGGAUCCAGAAGUCGCGAGGCCUUACCCACUCGCGCGGCGGCGUACCCCUCCAAACCAAGAGCCGAGGCCGCAAGAACCGACGCGACUACCCCUCCUCGUGGGGAUUCGACAAGGGCCAGAUGACGAUGAAGAAGCGCGUGCUGGCCGUCUUCGACGGGCCCCGGCGGCUGGCUAAGGACGACAUGAUGCUGUCGACCGAGCACGAAGUGCGCCUCAAGCUGCAGGACGGCAAGUCCUACGUCACAGACCUCGACCUGCAGACGCUCAAGCGCGCCGAGGGCUUCCUCAACGCCACCGACGAGGAAAAGGGCCCGUGGAUCUCGGACGAUCCGACCGACGAGCAGCUGAAGCAGAUGCUCGAGUACAGUGCUGUUCGGUCCGAGGCGCAACCAGCCCCCACCGCUGCGCAGUGAAACAAAAAUACCUAGUUAUGGGGAACGCUGUUCGACGAAGAGACGCGCCAACCUACCUACCUACCUCCCUCCCUCUCCCGCUUCUUGAUACCCCAUAAUAAGAAACUACCCAACGCGC